Alexandromys fortis (reed vole) is the source of this 1065-nucleotide messenger RNA. RefSeq names its product cytochrome P450 4A14-like. Gene Ontology annotation, molecular function: heme binding; alkane 1-monooxygenase activity; iron ion binding. Bases 34 to 297 code for a protein of 87 amino acids. Gene Ontology annotation, biological process: lauric acid metabolic process; linoleic acid metabolic process; kidney development. Gene Ontology annotation, cellular component: intracellular membrane-bounded organelle. The transcript is spliced from 3 exons. The record is from RefSeq and is a predicted model, not a curated record. Lineage: Eukaryota; Metazoa; Chordata; Mammalia; Rodentia; Cricetidae.
GAUGGCUUUUAUUUCAGGGACCACCUGGACCAGAUGCCCUACACUACCAUGUGCAUCAAGGAGGCCAUGAGGCUCUACCCACCUGUACCAGGUGUGAGUCGAGAGCUCAACACACCUGUCACCUUCCCUGAUGGACGCUCCUUACCCAAAGGUUUCACAGUCGCAAUCAGCAUUUAUGGCCUUCACCAUAACCCACGCUUUUGGCCAAACCCUAAGGUGUUUGACCCCUCUAGAUUUGCACCAGAUUCUUCUAGGCACAGCUACGCUUUCCUGCCCUUCUCAGGAGGAGCAAGGUGAUGGGAAAGGGUUGGGAGGAAAGGGAGGCCCUGGCACGUAUUAAUAUUUUGUAUUUCUGAUUGCUUCUGUUUCAUUUGGUCUACUUUUGUGUAUUAUUGGUAUGUGUGGACAGAUAGUGUCAGGUAUAUGUGUGCCAAAAAGAAAGAUGACAAUUCAGUAUACCACAGAGGGUUUUAAUCCACUGCCCAGUGGUUACUGAAAUAUUUGUGAGAAAAAUUAUUAUAUUUUUGUAUUUUUACAAAUGCUGAACUUCAUAUUUCUGAAUUGUAUUCCUUAUGCAAGUUAAAGCAAGAAUUUUAGUUUUCAAUGACAUUAAAGGGAGAAUUUUUCAUUACCAAAAUUCCCAGUAGGUUUUCUUGUUAAUUCAACAGUUGGAUGCUUCUAUGAGCCCCUGAAAUACAUGUACCUAUAAACAUAUAUGUAAUAAAUAUAUAUUAAGAAUUACAGGUUAUAUAUACAUAUAUAAUUCUAGGAAUUUUGUGGGCGUUUCUGUUAAAGUAAUAUAUAUAAGAGUUCCCAGCUCAUUGUCUGAUGGACACCAGAGGCUAUCAUCUUACAGUUUUGGCCUCUACCCUCACAACAAUUUUACCGCAUGGACAAAUGUUUGCAACUUGUAUUUCCCAAUUUGCAAAGUCCUGCUUAUGGGAAGGGACAUCAGCUACAGAGGAUUCAGAGCUAGUUAGUUCUUAGCUUGUCCUUUGGAUGUGAUAGUGAGGGUAAUGAGGAGCAUCUCUGGCAACUUCAGCAGUGUGAUCUGAAAUAGGAAGU